UUUGAACCCCCUAAAAGCAGCAAUCAUUAUUUAUUUAUUUAGAUUGUGGUGAGUUAUUAUUCCAUUCUCAACUCAAACCCGUGGCUGCACAAGUAAAGAAUCCAACUACUUUUUCCUUCUCCUUCUUCUUCUUCUUCGCUUAUUCUUCCUCUCCCUCUUCAGCUUUGAAGAGUCCACCUGCUCUAUACCUCAGCUCGUUCAAGAAUUUAACUACUGUUCACAUUUUGGAUUGACAACUUCAUAGGAGGAAACCUGCCAUUCAAACUAAACUUUACUUUCAGUUUCGUUUUUUCUAUUUUUAUGGCAAGUAAAAUAUAUAUAUAUGAAGGCUCCAAAAAGAUAACCACCAUGGAAUUGGAAUCCAUCUGCUAGUGUGGGUUCCACCAUACUAGCAACCACGUUUAAAAAUUCGUAUACUAGUAUUUUUUUUAUUGAAACGGGGCAUUAACUGAAAUGCCUAAGGUUAAUAUUUAAAGACAGCUUUGCAACUUGAAGGGGAAAGAAAAAGAAAAGAAAAAAAUCUUUGGGUUCAUGGCUGAAAAUUUGAUGACUAUAGUUAGAGGACAAUCUAUCUUGGAGCCACCACUUUUUGAUGGUAAAAAUUACAUUGAAUGGAAGGAACAUAUGGAGACAUUUACAAAGUCUUUGGACUUCAAACUUUGGCUUAUCAUUAAGAAUGGACCAAAUGUUCCAAAAAAGGUUGUAAAUGGAAUUGAAGAGGAAAAAUCGGAAGAUGAAUUUGAUGAUGAAGACAUGAAGAGUGUACAACAAGCCUCAAAAGCAAGACACAUCUUAUUAUGUGCUCUAAUAAACUCAGAUGUUUACAAAGAUAUCUUGCACUUCAAAACAGCCAAACAAAUAUGGGAUGAGCUUGAAAACAGGGAUAGAAUAAUUAACAAUGUGAACUCAUCGACUCCGCAAACAAAUCACGUGGAGCCUAAGUCUGAUCAACAUAAUGGUCCCAACUUUGUAUUUGUAGAUGAAACAGGAAAUCCAAAGAGUAAUGAUUUCUUCAGGCUGUGUGUUCCCCUUUACAAACAUGCACUAGAAGGUAACUGGGAAGAAGCAAAGAUGAUCAUAAAGAAAAAUGAGAGGUUGAAGAAUGCCGCCAUAGCAAGUGGAUGGCCUACAGUGUUACACAUAGCAGCAGGUGCAGGUGUGGAUGAAAAGCAUGUUCACUUUGUGCAACGACUGAUGGAGGAAUUUCUAGAUGAAGGAGACUUAUUAUUGCAAGAUCGCAAUGGAAACACUGCGUUUUUCUUUGCUGCUGCAUUUGGGAACAAGCAAGUUGUUGACUUGAUGCUGAAGAUGAAUCCAUCAGUGGCAAACGAUAGAGGUGUGAAAGGAGCCACCGCUGUUCACUUUGCUGCAUUGCAAGCAAGAUGUGAAAUGGCUUGGCAUUUGUAUGACAUAACAAAACCAACAUUCACAGAGGAUGAUUGGAACCAAUUGUUCUUCAAUUGUAUCAACACUGGCCUCUAUGGCUUAGCCUUAGAAAUGGCAGAAGCUAAACCAGAGCUAGCUUAUGCAAGGGAUUAUUAUCACAACGAGACAGCUUUGCAUCUCUUGGCUAAAAAUCAUUCGGAUUCUUGUUGCCAAAGUCCACACCAUCAAAGCCACACCAUCAUGAUCAACCCUGGCAUGAAGCAGGAAGUAGUUUAUCAAUUGGUCAAAAGCCUUUGGAGAACAAUUUGUAACAAUUUCACAGAGGAUGGGAUAAUUAAUAUCAUAAGCGAGCCAUGUCAACCAAUAUUUGCUGCUGCAGAAGUUGGUAAUUUUGGGUUCUUGUCAGAGCUUAUUAGUGGCUAUCCAAGCUUGAUAUGGGCAAGGGAUGAGAAAGAACAAACUAUAAUUCACAAAGCUGUCAAGUAUCGGCAGGCAAGCAUCUACAAUGUGAUACAUGAGAUUGGUUAUCAAAAGGAUAUUAUAGUGACUAUAGUAGACACCAGUGGUAAUACUCUCUUGCAUUUGGCUGCACAAAUAGCACCACCAAGCAGUCUUGAACUAGUUUCUGGAGCAGCUUUUCAAAUGUGCCUUGAGUUGGUAUGGUUCAAGGAAGUACAGAAGAUAAUGCCACCAUCGUUUAUAAAAUCAACAAACGCAGAAGGCUUAACUGCUGGAGAGUUAUUCACAAGGGAGCACACACAGUUGCGAAAAGAUGCAGAGUCUUGGAUGAAAAGCACAGCAGAGAAUUGUAUGCUGAUUGCAACCGUCAUUGCAACAGGGGUGUUUGCUGCUGCAAUAAGCAUACCAGGUGGUGUUGACGAUGCAAAAGGGAAACCAAACUACUUGAAAAAGCCAUCAUUUUUGGUGUUUGCAAUCUCAGAUGCAGCUGCAUUUAUCUCAUCAGCAGCUGCAAUAUUAAUAUUCUUGUCCAUUCUUGUUUCGCGUUAUGCUGAGUCUGAUUUCUAUAAGUCACUGCCCUUGAAGCUCAUAUUUGGAUUGCUGGCGUUGUUCUGCUCAAUAUCAAGCAUGAUGGUAGCAGUUGCAAGUGCCUUCUUCAUUACUUACUAUUAUGACUCAGAUUGGGUUCCUGGUUUUAUUUCUGCGUUUGUGUGUCUACCAAUACUUCUUUUCAUAAUUUUGCAGUUUAAAUUAUGGUAUGUGAUAAUGUAUUCAACGUUUUAUUGUAAGAAUCUGUUUAAGCCGGACAAAAAAAUGCUUUAUGUAUCGAAAAAUUAGAGAUGUAAAUUUAGGUGUA
This is a messenger RNA of Arachis ipaensis, 2701 nucleotides long. RefSeq lists its product as uncharacterized. The record is from RefSeq and is a predicted model, not a curated record. Gene Ontology annotation, molecular function: protein binding. Gene Ontology annotation, cellular component: membrane. NCBI's taxonomy places the organism in Eukaryota, Viridiplantae, Streptophyta, Magnoliopsida, Fabales, Fabaceae.